AUGCGGAGCCGCCGGGGCCUGGGCCAGCCGCGGGCCGGCCUCUGCCUGCUCCUGGCCUCGCUGCAGCUUCUUCCCUGGACGCAGGCCGCAGAACCUGUGGAUGUGUUGAAGGCCCUGGGCCUGCGGGGGGGCCAGGCUGGGGUCCCCGAGGGGCCUGGCUUCUGCCCCCAGAGGGCUCCAGAGGGCGAUCGGGCAUUCAGGGUGGGCGAGGCCAGUGUGCUCAGCGUCCCCACGUGGGAGCUCUUUCCAGAUGGGCACUUUCCUGAGAACUUCUCCGUGUUGAUCACGCUGCGGGGCCAGUCAGCCAAUCAGGCUGUUCUUCUGUCCAUUUACGAUGAGAAGGGUGGCCGGCAGCUGGGCCUGGCACUGGGGCCGUCUCUGAGCCUCCUGGGUGGCCCCUUCAGCCCCCUCCCCCAGCAGGUCAACCUCACAGAUGGCAGGUGGCACCGUGUGGCGGUCAGCAUAGAUGGUGGAAUAGUGACCCUGGUGAUUGACUGUGUGCCUCAGCCCCCUGUGUUGGGCCAGGGGUCUCCAUUCAUCAGCACAGCUGGACUCACCGUACUGGGGACCCAGCACCCCUGGGAAGAGACUUUCAAGGGAGACAUUCAGGAGCUGCUGAUAAGCCUGGAUCCUCAGGCUGCCUUCCAGGCCUGCGAGCAGUACCUCCCUGGCUGUGACAACCUGGACCCCAUAACCACAGGGGCCCCCCAGGGUGGGACAGAAACCCCUCCUCCCCGACGACGCAAGGGGAAGGGAAAAGGGAAGAAAAAAGGGCGAGGUCGCAAGGGAAAGGGCAGGAAAAAGAAGAACAGGGAAGCUUCGACCUUGAGACCACCUCCUGAGAACCAGACCUCCACUGACAUCCCCAAGACAGAGACGGCAGCGCCAAAUCUGCCUCCGACUCCCACGCCUUUGGUCAUCACCACCACUGUGACGAUUGGCCACAAUGUCACCAUCCUAGAGGGGGGCCUGGACCCUGACAAUGGAACUGAACUAGGGGUCCCAGAGACUGAAGCAGCCAGAGGAGAUGAAGAAAGUGGUGACCCCACCCUGAGCCCCGACUUCCGGGCAGCAGAACAGCCAUCUUGGGUUAAUUUCCAGAUCUUUCCUGGCACUGGAAAGAAAGGGGAAAAAGGAGAACCCGCAGUGAUUGAAGAGGGACAGCAGUUUGAGGGACCUGCAGGAGCCCCAGGACCCCGCGGGGUGGUCGGCCCCUCAGGCCCUCCUGGCCCUCCGGGAUUCCCUGGGGACCCAGGUCUACCGGGCCCUGCCGGCCUCCCAGGAAUCCCUGGCAUUGACGGGAUCCAGGGCCUGCCAGGCACUGUGAUCAUGAUGCCGUUCCAGUUUGCAGGUGGCUCCCUCAAGGGACCCCCAGUCUCCUUCCAACAGGCCCAGGCUCAGGCCAUACUGCAACAGGCUCAGCUCUCCAUGAAAGGCCCCCCUGGCCCAGUGGGGCUCACUGGGCGCCCAGGCCCUGUGGGUGUCCCUGGAUAUCCAGGUCUGAAAGGAGAGGCAGGAGUGAUGGGGCCACAGGGUCCCCGAGGCCUACAGGGACCUCAUGGGCCCCCUGGCCGGGAGGGCAAGAUGGGUGUCAUUGGAAUCGAUGGUGCCCCAGGUGCCAAAGGCAAUGUGGGUCCUCCAGGAGAACCAGGUCCUCCAGGACAGCAGGGAAACCAUGGAUCCCAGGGAAUUCCCGGCCCCCAGGGACCCAUUGGCACUCCUGGAGAGAAGGGCACCUCUGGCAACAGGGGCCUCCAGGGAGAGAAAGGCGAGAAGGGAGAGGAUGGCUUCCUGGGCUUCAAGGGUGAUGUGGGGCUCAAAGGUGAUCGGGGACACCCCGGACCCCCAGGUCCCCGGGGAGAGGAUGGCCCUGAGGGGCUGAAGGGGCAGGAGGGACUGGCUGGUGAAGAGGGGCCCCCAGGCUCAGCUGGGGAGAAGGGCAAGCUUGGGGUGCCAGGUCUCCCAGGUUAUCCAGGACGCCCGGGACCUAAGGGAUCGAUUGGAUUUCCUGGGCCCCAGGGACCAUUAGGAGAGAAAGGGAAGCGGGGGAAGGCAGGGCAGCCAGGGCUGGAAGGAGAGCGGGGACCACCAGGCUCCCGUGGAGAGAGGGGGCAACCAGGGGCCACGGGGCAACCAGGCCCCAAGGGAGAUGUGGGCCAGGACGGGGCCCCUGGUAUACCUGGAGAAAAGGGCCUCCCUGGCCUGCAAGGCCCCCCAGGAUUCCCUGGGCCAAAAGGCCCCCCUGGUGUCCAGGGGAAAGAUGGGCUACCAGGGCACCCUGGACAGAGAGGAGAGUUGGGCUUCCAAGGUCAGACAGGCCCACCUGGACCAGCUGGUGUCCUGGGUACUCAGGGAAAGACAGGAGAAGUGGGGCCUCUAGGUGAGAGGGGCCCCCCGGGGCCCCCUGGACCUCCUGGUGAACAAGGUCUUCCAGGCCUGGAAGGCAGAGAAGGGGCCAAGGGGGAACUGGGACCACUUGGGCCUCAUGGAAAGGAGGGGCCACCUGGACCCAGGGGCUUCCCUGGCCCCCAAGGAUCCCCUGGGGAUCUGGGACCUACUGGUUUGAAGGGUGACAAGGGCCCCCCAGGGCCUGUCGGGGCCAAUGGCUCCCCUGGCGAGCGGGGUCCUGUAGGCCCAGCGGGAGGCAUUGGGCUUCCUGGCCAAAGUGGAAACCAAGGCCCUGUUGGCCCUGCAGGCGAGAAGGGGUCUCCGGGAGAGCGUGGCCCCCCUGGUCCCACUGGCAAAGACGGGAUUCCAGGGCCCUUGGGGCUUCUGGGACCCCCUGGAGCUGCUGGGCCUUCUGGCGAGGAAGGCGACAAGGGGGAAGUGGGUGCCCCCGGUCACAAGGGCAGCAAAGGCGAUAAGGGAGACGCGGGCCCACCUGGACCAACAGGGAUACGGGGUCCUGUGGGACACCCAGGUUCCCCAGGAGCAGAUGGGGCUCAGGGACGCCGGGGACCCCCAGGCCUCUUUGGGCAGAAAGGCGAUGAUGGAGUCAGAGGCUUUGUAGGCAUGAUUGGCCCCCCUGGCCUGCAGGGGCUGCCAGGCCCUCCUGGAGAGAAGGGGGAGGUCGGAGACGUAGGGUCCAUGGGUCCCCAUGGAGCUCCAGGUCCUCGGGGUCCCCAGGGCCCCAGCGGAUCAGAGGGCCCUCCAGGGCUCCCUGGAGGAGUUGGUCAGCCAGGUGCUGUGGGCGAGAAGGGUGAGCAAGGGGAAGCUGGAGACCCAGGACCCCCAGGAUCCCCAGGCAUCCCAGGCCCCAAGGGAGAAUUUGGUGAAAAGGGAGACUCAGGCCAAUCUGGGGCUCCUGGACCCCCAGGCAAAAAAGGCCCCCCUGGAGAGGAUGGAGCUAAAGGGAACGUGGGCCCUACAGGGCUCCCCGGAGAUCCAGGGCCCCCAGGAGACCCUGGAGUUUCGGGUAUAGAUGGUCCCCCAGGGGAGAAGGGAGACCCUGGUGAUGUUGGGGGACUGGGUCCACCCGGUGCUUCUGGGGAACCCGGUGCCCCUGGGCCCCCUGGCAAGAGGGGUCCAUCGGGCAACAUGGGUCGAGAAGGCAAAGAGGGAGAGAAAGGUGCCAAGGGGCAGCCAGGUCCUGAUGGGCCCCCAGGGCAGACAGGCCCAGCAGGGGCUCGAGGGCCCCCUGGGCGUGCUGGGCCUGAGGGUCUUCCAGGGAUCCCUGGCCCUGUGGGUGAACCAGGCCUCCUGGGACCCCCUGGACAUAUGGGCCCUCCUGGCCCCCUGGGACCUUCCGGCCUUCCAGGGCUGAAAGGAGAUGCUGGCUUCAAGGGAGAAAAGGGCCACAUCGGAUUAAUUGGCCUCAUCGGCCCCCCUGGGGAGGCUGGAGAGAAAGGGGAUCAGGGGUUGCCAGGCGUGCAGGGGCCCCCUGGCCCCAAGGGAGACCCUGGUCCUCCUGGUCCCAUGGGCUCUCUGGGCCCCCCUGGGCCCUCAGGCGUGGUGGGCCCUCUGGGACAGAAGGGCUCAAAGGGGUCCCCGGGAUCACUUGGUCCCCGUGGAGACACUGGACCUGCAGGCCCCCCUGGUCCCCCCGGUCCCUCUGCAGAGCUGCACGGGCUGCGCCGCCGGCGCUCGGUCCGGGGCCCUGGGGCCCUGGAGGACGGCCUGGAGGAGGUGCUGGCCACGCUCACGUCGCUGAGCUUCGAGCUGGAGCAGCUGCAGCGCCCCCCGGGCACAGCUGAGCGUCCAGGCCUCAUGUGCCACGAGCUGCGCCGCAACCACCCGCACCUGCCCGAUGGGGACUACUGGAUUGAUCCCAACCAGGGCUGCUCUCGGGACGCACUCAAGGUUUUCUGCAACUUCACGGCGGGAGGAGAGACCUGCCUGUACCCCGAUAAGAAGUUCGAGACCGUGAAACUGGCCUCCUGGUCCAAGGAAAAGCCUGGGAACUGGUAUAGCACAUUCCGUCGAGGGAAAAAGUUCUCCUACGUGGACGCCGAUGGCUCCCCAGUGAACGUGGUACAGCUAACCUUCCUGAAAUUGCUGAGCGCCACGGCCCGCCAGAGCUUCACCUACUCCUGCCAGAACUCUGCCGCCUGGCUGGAUGAAGCUGCGGGUGACUACGGCCACUCCCUCCGCUUCCUCGGGGCCAACGGGGAGGAGCUGUCCUUCAACCAGACAGCAGCAGCCACCAUCAGUGUCCCCUAUGAUGGCUGUCGGCUCCGGAAGGGACAGGCGAAGACCGUCUUGGAGUUCAGUUCUUCCCAAGCGGGCUUUCUGCCCCUGUGGGACGUGGCUGCCACUGACUUUGGCCAGACGAACCAGAAGUUUGGGUUUGAAUUGGGCCCUGUCUGCUUUAGCAGCUGAAGUCUCUGGGGUGGGAGGGACAGUGGGGACAGUGAGGGAGCCCCAGACGGGGCAAAUUUGGUGCUGAGGCUUUGAAGCCACCAUAUUUAUCAUCUCUUGUGACUCUGGAACCAGGCAAUGUGUCUGCUCAUCACGGUCAAACAAUAUUCCCUCUCCCUUCCAGGGGGCCUGGAGACUGGACUUCCCUGGCCCAAGGGUCCAGCCUCUGCUCACCCCACCCCACCCCACCCCAGGUGGCAAAACUGUAGUCUGGCUCUUUCUCCCCUCCAUCCGUCCCCAACCCUCAAUUCCCCUCUCCUAAACCCCUGUGCAAUGAGCUUCUAACUCAAAGCAGAUGAAUGCCCCCCACACCUGCCUCCCGACCCCACCAUCAGCACCCUCACACCCUUUGGUGCUACCCUUCCCCAUAGUUAAGCACUGGAUGUCUCCUGAUCCCAAGCUGGGAACCCUUCACUCAUUCCUAUUCCCAGGUGGGUUCACGGUGAAGGGACUGAAGUCAGACUCCAGAGGGAAGAGGGACUUCCCUUGACUGAGCUGUGUGUUUCUUCUGCUGCCUCAGCCCAGCUCUGCAUAAUUCCCUCCCCCCACCCCCCAUUUCCCUAAACUCACCUUGCCAUGCCAGGUGGCUUGGGGACCAAGAUAGUGGGGGUGAAUCAGGAUCCUAAUGGUGCUGCCCUAUUUAUACCUGGGUCUGUAUUAAAAGGGAAAAUCCCCUCUGUUGUAUAUUUAAUCUGCUUCCUCCUUAGGGAAGGCUGGGAUAUGAUGAGAAAGAUUCCGGCACAGCCCCCUUCCCCCACCCCCAGGCCAUAGGGCAUAAUUGCCAUCUCAAAUCUGAGAAUAAAUCAAUGAACUGUG
This is a messenger RNA of Galeopterus variegatus (Sunda flying lemur), 5673 nucleotides long. RefSeq names its product collagen, type V, alpha 3 (gene COL5A3). Lineage: Eukaryota; Metazoa; Chordata; Mammalia; Dermoptera; Cynocephalidae. The transcript is spliced from 59 exons. Gene Ontology annotation, molecular function: extracellular matrix structural constituent. The record is from RefSeq and is a predicted model, not a curated record. The coding region runs from base 1 to 4818 and encodes 1605 amino acids.